This is a messenger RNA of Symbiodinium natans, 2322 nucleotides long. Lineage: Eukaryota; Dinophyceae; Suessiales; Symbiodiniaceae. The record is from the annotation of a GenBank genome assembly.
AUGGAGGAGGAUUCAGGGUGCCCGACUAUGCAGAGCCAAUCGCAAGAGAUGCGGGUAUGUGAUGGUCCUGAAGAAGAGUUUCACAGCUCCAGGAAAGGCUUUGUGAAGGAUACCUUCGACGUAGGCUUGAAGGAGAUGAUGCAAGGGCAUCACGACAUCCUUCUGACGAUGCUUGACAGGCAGCAGGCCGUGCUGGAUGAUCUGCAGCGGUGGACCCGCGAAGUCCGCCAGCCACCGGGCCUGCGCAUCGGCCGACCAGGAGCCAGGCGAGAUGGCACCGUUUCAGCUCAGCCCAGCCUGAAGGGAAGCGAGAAGUCGAUGGAGCAGCCGCCCCCAGCCACCGAUGUGCCUGAGGAGGGACCGGCAAAAACGCCGCGUCUCGCCACGCAAAUCCAGGCACGCACGGCCAAGGUGAAGCAGGGAGCCAAGGGUGUCUCAGCGGGACAGAAGUUGCGGAGCUUUGUGUCCGAGGGACCUCUCGAUCUGCUUGCUGGCAUCGUCAUCCUCAUCAACACGGCAGUGCUUAUUCUGGAACAGGAGAUCCGAGGCGAUGCAGCUGGGAGGUGGCUUGACGCCCUGCUGGCGGGCAGCCCCACCCCCAGCAUGGAAAGACCUGCGGUUCUCGCUAUACUUGAGUACGCCUUCCUCGUCUUCUACGUCUUCGAGUGUCUGCUGCGAAUUGCCGUCCUGCGGAGGGACUGGUUUUACACGGCAGCAGCUGGCUUCAUGUGGGGCAACUAUCUGGAUGGCCUUAUUGUCCUUUUCGGCGUUGCAGACGUGGUGAUUGCCGUGCUUAUCAACGGCGAUGCUGAAGAAGCGACCUUCACUGUCCUGUUGGUCCGCCUUGUGAGGCUCGUGAAGGUCGUGAAGACUUUGCGUUUGGUUCGCGUCAUGCAGCUGUUUGUCCAGCUUCGGGGCAUGGUGGACACAUUCCUCGCCAGCUUGAUGGCGCUUUUCUGGUCCAUGAUCAUGCUCUUGGUGUGCAUGUCCAUUGGUGCCUUGGUGUUGUGUGAAGCGUGCAUGCCGCUCCUGCAAGAGAUGUCCCUCCAAACCGCAGAGUGGGUCUUCGGCAAGUACGGCACCUUCUUCCGGUCCAUGUUCACGAUGUUCGAGAUCACCUUCUCCGGAGGCUGGCCGAGUUCCGUACGACCUCUGGUGGAUGACGUGAGCAUCUACUUCGCCGUGCCUUGCCUGCUCUACGUGGUCUUCAUCGUCUUCGCGGCGCUCCGCCUGAUCACCGCGCUCCUCGUCCGCUCCACCAUGCAGGCCAUGUCCAACGAUGCCGCCAUGGCCGUCCUGGAGCGGCAGCAGCGGUCGUCAGAGCUUCAGAGCAAGCUGAGAAUGAUCUUCGAGGACGGGGACCUGGAUGGAAACCAGGCCCUCACGCUGGCGGAGUGGGAGCGGCUCCUGGAGCACCGGGAGAUCGUGCAGUACCUGAGCGUCCUCGAAGUUGAUGUGCACGACGCAAAGAUGCUCUUCCACAUGCUCGAUGACGGGGAUGGCCUUCUCACGGUGCAGGAGUUCUGUGAAGGCGUCCCGAAAGUGAAAGGACAUGCGAAAUCCCUUGAUAUUGUUCGCUUGAUGCACGAGACUGAUGACAUCCGAAAAGAAUGCAAAGCCAUUCGCCAUGCCAUCGAAUCGCAGCUAGAACAGCAGCUAAUUUCCGUUUGCGAGUUCUCCGCCCUUCCUUUUCCAGUGCAUGGGAUGCCAGUCGACUCUAGCUUCGGUGGAUGGGCCAAGAAGGAGAAGCCCCUUCCGCCACCGUGUGAGACACCCGAGUACGAGGGCAUGAUGAAUGCACCAGUGUUCACGGCGCCGCCCUGGGAAGGACAGGCAAAGCCCACGGACGACGACGCCAAUGAGAUGGAUAAGGAGAUAGACCAGCGCAUCAUGCAGGCACAGACCUUGCGCUUCUGCAAGCGAAACGUGCUGGAGGUGAAGAAGGAUCUGGUGCGCUGUAAGCUCUGCUACAAGACGCUUCCCAACACCUGGGCCUGUGAGGAGCACAUCAGCAAGGAGCACGAGGAAGAUUUCCAGAAGGAGCAGAAGAUUUGGGAGCGAUUCCUCUUCACCACCUGCAAGCGGCAGCCGCCCUUCGGCUGGGUCUGCAAGAUCUGUUCCAUCUUCUUCGCCUCCGAUGGCCAGUGCUGGCGCCAUGUGGGCAAGGAGGUGUACAUCAGGCACGAGGAGCGCCACAUGGGCAUGUGGCACGAGAAGGAGGACCGCUGGGGCCACGCAGAGGACGAAGAGUGCUGUGGUGAUGGCAUGAACGUCGGCCGAGGCCGUUGCAGAUUUCGGGUGGGGUUUCCGCGCUUACCCUAA